This is a messenger RNA of Helianthus annuus (common sunflower), 2497 nucleotides long. RefSeq names its product probable beta-D-xylosidase 6. Lineage: Eukaryota; Viridiplantae; Streptophyta; Magnoliopsida; Asterales; Asteraceae. Gene Ontology annotation, biological process: arabinan catabolic process; xylan catabolic process. The transcript has 5 exons. Gene Ontology annotation, molecular function: xylan 1,4-beta-xylosidase activity; alpha-L-arabinofuranosidase activity. The record is from RefSeq and is a predicted model, not a curated record. Gene Ontology annotation, cellular component: plant-type cell wall. Bases 50 to 2407 code for a protein of 785 amino acids.
AAACCACCACUCCACCCAAUCAAACCCCCACCGUAGACCAACAUCCCCAAUGUCCACCACCGUCAUCUUCCUCCUCUUAACCACCCUAACCACCAUCCCAACCACCCUAUCAACACCCCCAAAAUUCCCCUGCCACCCACCCCACAACCUCUACCCAUUCUGCAACACCACCUUACCAACCCAAACCCGGGCCCACUCCCUCCUGAACCUCUUAACCCUCUCCGACAAAAUCAACCGUCUCUCCAACAACGACACCGGCAUCCCCCACCUCGGUGUUCCACCCUACGAAUGGUGGUCGGAGUCUCUCCACGGCAUCGCCUCCAACGGCCCCGGAGUUUCAUUUUCCGGCGGACCUGUUGUUGCAGCAACUGGGUUCCCACAAGUGAUCAUCACAACGUCGUCGUUUAAUCGGACGUUAUGGGGUUUGAUUGCUGCGGCUAUUGCGGUUGAAGGUCGGGCAAUGUAUAAUGUGGGUCAAGCUGGGUUGACUUUUUGGGCUCCGACUAUUAAUGUGUUUAGGGAUCCGAGAUGGGGGAGGGGGCAGGAGACGCCUGGGGAGGAUCCGGUGGUGGUGGGGGCUUAUGCGGUGGAGUAUGUUGGUGGGUUUCAAGGGGGGAGGGUGGAGGUUGUUGGUGGUGAGAAGGGUGGCCGGAGGAGGGUGUUGAGUGGUGGUGGUGGUGGUGAUGAGUUGAUGGUGUCUGCUUGUUGUAAGCAUUUUAGUGCUUAUGAUUUGGAGAAUUGGGAGAAUUAUGCAAGAUAUAACUUCAAUGCCAUUGUAACCAAGCAGGAUAUGCAAGACACAUAUGAACCACCUUUUAGAAGAUGUAUUCAAGAGGGCAAAGCAAGCUGCUUGAUGUGUUCAUAUAAUGCGGUGAACGGAAUACCUGCUUGCGCCGAUCGCAGUCUGUUACAGAAAGCGCGAACCCAAUGGGGCUUUAACGGAUACAUAACUUCUGAUUGUGAUGCUGUGGCCACCAUAUACGAGUAUCAAAACUACACUAAAAGCCCCGAGGAUGCUGUAGCCAUUGCUCUAAAAGCCGGAACCGAUAUUAACUGCGGAACAUACAUGUUAAGGCACACAAAGGAUGCAGUUGACAUGGGGAAAGUGGAAGAAGAAGUUAUAGACAAAGCGCUUUUGAAUUUGUUUACGGUUCAGCUUCGUUUAGGACUUUUCGACGGGGACCCGCUUAAAGGGAAGUACGGGAAAUUGGGACCCGCAAAUGUUUGCACUUCAGAUCACAAGAAUUUGGCUCUCGAAGCAGUUAGACAAGGCGUCGUGCUUUUGAAGAACGAUAACAAGUUCCUACCCUUGCGAAAGAAUGCGGUUUCAUCGUUAGCCGUUAUCGGUCCAAUGGCUAAUGCUACUGAUGCUUUGGGUGGUGGAUACACAGGAGUUCCAUGCAGUCCAACAAGCAUAGCCGAAGGCCUAAAACGAUACGUAACGAAAACAGCCUUUUCAUCGGGUUGUCUAGACGUUGCGUGCACUUCCAAUGCUGGAUUUGCGGAAGCGGUUUCUAUUUCCAAACAGGCCGAUUUCGUAAUCGUGGUGGCGGGUCUGGAUUUGACUCAAGAAACCGAAGAUCACGACAGGUUUAGUCUUCUUUUACCAGGUUACCAAACAGCUCUCGUUACCACCGUUGCCGCCACAAGUAAAAAGCCCAUAGUUUUAGUACUCACAGGCGGCGGGCCACUUGACGUAUCGUUUGCUCAAAGCGACCCGCGGGUCGCUAGCAUCAUAUGGGUCGGGUACCCCGGAGAAGCUGGCGGCAGAGCACUUGCGGAGAUCGUGUUUGGAGAUCACAAUCCGAGUGGAAAGCUGCCCGUGACGUGGUAUCCCGAAUCUUUCACGAAAGUACCGAUGAACAACAUGAACAUGAGACCCGAUCCGUCUCGUAAUUAUCCGGGUAGAACGUAUCGUUUCUACACGGGUGACGUAGUUUAUGGAUUCGGGCAUGGUUUAAGUUACUCGAAUUACACCUACAACAUCCUCUCCGCACCGAACAACCUUAAAGUAAUAAAAUCUCUAAAAACCAAAUUCAACAACAUAUUACAAAGAAAAAAAGGUUUACACAACUAUCUUUAUGUGGAUGAACUUGAAGAACAACACUGUGAUUCAUUGAGGUUUCAGGUGGAAAUCUCGGUCACAAACCAUGGCCCGUUUGAUGGUGGUGCGGUCGUGAUGGUGUUUGCCAGAGCCCCGGGCUCUUUUAAAGGCGCACCGUUGAGACAACUUGUUGAGUUUGAACGCGUGCAUACUUUUUCAUAUAAGGAUACUAAAACGACGAUCUUAGUAGAUUCAUGCAAGCAUCUUAGUAUUGUUAACGAAUAUGGAAGAUCGAUAUUGCCUUUGGGUGAUCAUACAUUGUUGGUUGAUGAUAUCGAGCAUAUCGUGUCGAUUGUUAUGUGAUGAUGCAUCAAAGUGUAUACUCUAGCACAUUGAUGUUGUGUGUUUAAAUUUAUUGGUGGUAUAGAAAUGGAGUUUCUUGGUUUAUAACUA